Messenger RNA from Paramecium primaurelia, 1542 nucleotides. Lineage: Eukaryota; Ciliophora; Oligohymenophorea; Peniculida; Parameciidae. The record is from the annotation of a GenBank genome assembly.
AUGUCUUAAAAAUUAUAGAGUGUUAAUACAAAAGUAUCACAUCUUGAUAAUUUUAAAUAAAUAUAAUCCUUAAAGCAUCACAGAUCACAUAAUAAUUUAUAAAAGCACAAUAGAGCUGAAAGUGAAACACUUUUCUUUUAGAAUAAUUAAUUAAAAAGUUCAAUGAGUUCUUUGAACUAGGAUUUAUAACUUUAAAAAAAUAAGUUCUCUUAGCUUGAAGUAAUAAUUUAUUUUAAUAUUAGAGAUUUUCAAUGUUAUAAGGAACAAUUGAUAAUAAUAAAACAUUUAUAACUAUGCUUAAGGAAAAACUAAAAAAACUGGAAUUAGAUUUAUUUGAUAAAAUAAAGGAAAUAGAAGCUUUAAAAAAAAUGAGUCUUAUAACUAAAUAUUAAGAAUUAUAAGUAUUUCUAUUUAACAUUUAUAAUUAGGUUGAAUUAUAUAAUUAUUAAUAAUUAGUAUUAAUAUAAAAAUAAGAAAUUAUUUAAUUAAAAGAAUAAAUAAGAGACUAAUAAUAAUUAACCAUUGAAGAUCUAUAUCAAUUACAAUAGAAGACAAUUUAAAAUUUGUUAAUAUAAAAUCAUGAAUAUUCAAGUGAAAAUGCAAAAUAUAAAACAGAGAAAUAUUUUUAUAUAUCUUAAAUAGAAUCACUUAAGGUUAGAUUGAGUAUUAAGGAAAAAGAGAUUUAAAAAUUAAAUAAUUAAAUUAAAUAGUUUGAAAAUUUAAUAAAGAAUAAUUGUUAUAUACAAAAAUCUAGAUAAUAAAUAUUUAAAGAAUCUGUUGAAAAUGCCCAUUUAUCAGAGAGAUUAUAACAAUUAUAAAUGAAAUAUUAAGAUGAUAUUAAUAAUAAACAAUAAUAAAUAGAUGAUUUAAAAUAAUAAUUAAUUUAAAAUGAAGAGGAGAAGAAUAGAUUAGAGUAUAUACAAUUAGAUUAAUAAGAUCGAAGAAGUUCUUUGAUGGAAAUGGAAUAAAAAUAAUAAAAUUCAAUUAAAAACUUUUUGAAUGAUUCAGAUUAAUCUUAAUAAAAUAAAUAAAAUUGUUUAUAAUCAAAAUAAUAAUAUUAAAAGUAAAAUAUUCAAUAGAUUGAUAUUACUAAAAUACAAAAAAAUUUGGAUAUGAUUGAUAUUAUGGAUUCAAAUUUAGAUGAUAGAGAUAAAUAUGUAUAAACAAGUAGUAGAAAAGAAAGAAAGAUAAUUAGAGUCAAUUUUUAUGAUGUUUAAAAAUUUGGAUUCGAAAUUAGAUUUAAAUUAUUAAGUAGAGAAAUAUCUCUUUAAAAUAUUGAUGAUCUUUUUAGCAGAUAUGAUUCUUAAAUAAAAAUUCAUGAAUUGCUUGAUAUGUUAUUAUAAGAACCAUUUAAAAUAUAAAGUUAUGAACAAAGAAAAUUGAUAGCUAGAUAUUUAAUUGAAGAUAAUAAUGAAGAUUAUAUUAUAUAUGAUGCAUUAAAUAGUAAUGAAACAUCAAUAGUUUUGAGUAUUUUUAAAUAAUUGAUUGGAAAGUAUGAACUUUUUACAAAACAUGAAAUAUAUUAGAUUGAAAAUGAAUUGA